Messenger RNA from Penaeus chinensis, 2644 nucleotides. RefSeq lists its product as uncharacterized. The transcript has 7 exons. The record is from RefSeq and is a predicted model, not a curated record. NCBI's taxonomy places the organism in Eukaryota, Metazoa, Arthropoda, Malacostraca, Decapoda, Penaeidae. The coding region runs from base 709 to 1512 and encodes 267 amino acids.
GCCAAGCGACGUCGAUCGGCCGCCCCGCUCCUCCGCCGCCGAGCGACCGCGCGUGGAGACAAUGGCCGAGAUUAGGAAAGCCCUCAAGUGAAGUCGCUGCCACAGAGCCACAGAACGGGUGCCAGCGAGCGAGGAGGAGGGCCAGGCCAGUGGAGACUCUAAAGCAGUAUCAUCAGAAGCUGUCCACGUGAGCCAUCCUGCAAGCCAUCUCGACCACCACGCGCACAGCCUCACACGCACACACGCAUACACACACCUACGAUUGUGCACAGAGAGCCCCUGUAUACAUCCCCAAACCAUCAUAUGCACUCACUGUACACAGCCUUACGGGCAUCCACAAGCACCCGUAAUACCCAGCCACAUGCACAAAGCCUCUGCGCACAGCCCUUUGCAAACGGCAAAAUUUGUACAUAGCCUCACACGCAGGUAUACACGCAGGGACCCGUGUGCACACGCUCACACAUAUGCGUACAAAACACCUGUGUGCGCUAAUUCCAUAUAUUUUCUUCCCCAACAGUGAUAAAAAAUAUUUAAUCCAACUCCUCCAUUGCUAACCGUAUCAGAAAAGCCAAACAUUCAACCAAAGUUCAACCCUUUCUCAACCAUACAUUCUAAUUGCACUCCAUGACCUACACCUUCAAGCAGAAUUCCAUGAACUUAAAUCGAUCCUGAAACAGACAAUAUAAAGUCUUUAAAUAACUUGACAAGAUGCUGCUGGGCGAGGGCAAGAGGGGCAUCGGGGAGCCUUGCUGGAGCCACGCCCAGUGUUACCGAGGGCAGGCUAAUUCACACUGCCUUGGACUCAUCUGCAUGUGCGAUACCGGGUUUCAUAACUAUGAGGGAAAGUGUUCGAGAAACAUCUGGGAAGAUCUCGGUCUGCACUACUGGGAGCUCAUGAUCGUUGCCUUUGUGUUGACCAUAGUGGCACUGAUGAUGUUCUUUGGCACCGUCUACUUCAUUGUCUCCAAGAUCGCCAGGUUCCGGCAGACGAGCCCCGAGGAGCAGGUUCCCCCCGAGGAGAGCUUCGACAAGAGGGCGAGCGCGAAGGGCAUCUCCGGCGCCUCCGGGAAGACAGCGAGGGCCUUCGAGACGCAGCUGGUGGACAGAGGGAUGGUCGAGAGCCAGCUGGUCAAGGAAGAGGGCCUGCUGCGACCUGAGCAGGACGUCACGCAGACCGCGGCCUUCCUGGAGCCCUCCAAGUUCAUCCUCCCGCUCAGCUUCCGCCACAACAGCGACUCAGACUACUCGAGGAGCGACCUCUACAGCAGGAGCUCCUGGUCCAGCGCCUCCAGCACCUCCAGUGGCUCCUCCGGCGGGUGGAUGAGCGGGCGUUGGCCGGGCGUCGGAAGGGCGUGGGCGGGGAUGGGCGUGGGUGGGAAUCCGGAGGAGGAGUGGUAUCAUCCCAGGAGGAAUCUCGGCAGAAGAACAGGGAAUUACAGUCCUACAGGAACAACCCGCCUCCCGCUCCUGCUCAGAGCCUCCACGUUAUCCGAGAGCGACGAGUCUCCGUAAGCAGAAGCAGAGAGCAAGCGUCGAAGGUCAGAACAAAAAGGUAGCGAAAAAAAAGCAGGAAACGAAGAGAAGAAAGCAGGCAACGAAGAGGAUAAAGCAGGCGACUCAAGCAAGAUAGAAGGUGACGAAGGUAAAGAGAAAAAGAAAAGCAGGCGAUAGAGAUAAGAAAGUAGGUAACGCAGACAAAAAUAGAAACAAAAGGAAACAGAAAAGGCAGGCAACCGAGGUAAGAAAAGAAGCAAAGAUAACAAGAAAUAUAAAUUUAAAGACCUCGACGUGAUAAAGCCAACACCGUUUUACUCUUGUUUUUUUUAUGUGAGAUAUUUUCAAUUCACGAAGUUUUGUAACCGAUGCUAUAAUAACAUGAACUCAAUAGCAACUAGAUUUAGAUAUAGAUCAAUUAUAUUUGUAUCAUGUAAUUCUAUCAAUACAUAUUUACAUAUUACAGUAUAAAUUAUUCAUUUUCUGUUACAUUUUUCUUAGCAUAUGCAUUAUAUAUCUUUUUUAUAUAUUGUAAAGUUAAAUCGUUAGUCGAUAGGCAAUUCGUAAUCACGGUGUGUAUAAAAUGUUUAUAAAAUCUGUCACGUUCAUUGUGUAAUUCCGUGUACAAAGGAAAAAGCCCAAGGACCAAGUAAAAAGGAAAAAGUAAUGAAGCAAAGAACAAUAGACCAAACAUAUCGUAGCCUUAUGGAUUUUAUUUAGUUAUAAAUAAAACUCCAUUCCAUAACUAUAGACUGUAUCGUGGGGCUUACUAACAGAGUUAAAGUUUUUGUUUUGUUUUUCAUGUAGUUGAAUAUAGUGCAAUGGGAACAAAGAUCCAGACACAGUAACGUGUGUACAAAGAUGAAAUGAAACGCAACCACAGCAAGAGAGAGGGGAAAAGUAUCAUGACGUUUCGAACCAGAAUAACAUCGUCAUCAGGUAUCAACACCGAAAUCCGAACGAUCGGACGAGGAAACUUUUAUUAUCGAAACGAGGCUUUUUUUUUUUUUCGUUUACUAUGGUUGUGUUUCUUUUCAUAGCAUAGUUUGUUAAAGAUGUGUUUUGUAUACCGGAGACUUAUCAAUCUAUAGGGUUUACUGUUUAUAAUCAUCUGCAUUUUCGUAUAUAUUCUAAUAAACAAUAAUAAAUA